AUGGCUCUAGAUACUAAGGAGAUCAUCAUCAAUACCAAGUUCAACUCGGCUCGGAAAAGGCAACGAAAGCCACUAUCAGCUAUUCGAGUUGAUAAUCAUGAUUGUGGGAAGAACCCUAAUGCCAACCAGCAGAAAAAAGCCCAUCACAGAGAUAUCGAGCGUCAAAGGAGGCAAGAAACGGCUCGGCUUUAUGCUUCUCUUAGAAAUCUGCUGCCUCUUGAAUGUAAACAGAGAAAGCAUUCAGUAUCAGAUCAUGUUCUUCAGGCAGCGAACCAUAUAGAACACAUGGAGAAGAAUAUUAAAAAAUUGGAAGUAAAGAAGGAUAAGCUUCGAAACUUAACUGGUGGAUUGAUUCAUCUGGAAGUCAAAAAUGUUGAGGAAACAAAAUUAUCCUGUGUCUACACAAAAUUUAAUGAAGAAUUUCUUUACACAAUCCAAAGUGAGGCCAAUGCAGAUGUUGAUCCAAUUUGUCUGCAAGAAAAGCUGACCAAAAAGAUAAUCAUUUAG
Coffea eugenioides is the source of this 507-nucleotide messenger RNA. Its product is annotated as transcription factor bHLH125-like. Gene Ontology annotation, biological process: regulation of transcription by RNA polymerase II. The transcript is spliced from 5 exons. The record is from RefSeq and is a predicted model, not a curated record. The coding region runs from base 1 to 507 and encodes 168 amino acids. NCBI's taxonomy places the organism in Eukaryota, Viridiplantae, Streptophyta, Magnoliopsida, Gentianales, Rubiaceae. Gene Ontology annotation, molecular function: DNA-binding transcription factor activity, RNA polymerase II-specific; protein dimerization activity; RNA polymerase II transcription regulatory region sequence-specific DNA binding. Gene Ontology annotation, cellular component: RNA polymerase II transcription regulator complex.